GAGGCUGUGUUCCAUGGAUUCCUGGAGCCCAUCCCCCUACAAGUGCUGUGGUGGUGAAUGAAAAUGGCCCGGCUCAGUUUUGUGAACAAAUAUGUCAGCUGCCUGUUCCUGCACCAAGGUCAAUUAGUGAAUGCACUCGUGACCUCACAAUCACUCCAGGGAAGCAUAUUUCUGUGGUCACCAUCAAUGGACGAUACGAUCUCUGCUUGCCUCGGAAAUCUUGUCCCUCCCGCUCUGCAGAACGGACCCCCGAGGUGAAGGACCUGCUUGUUUAUCGGUACUGGCCAGCUAGCAGCAGCUGCCAGACCCUGUACAAGUUUGAUGUCUUCACCUCAUUCGAACAUAUGAAGGUGACGGCACCGGCCAUGUCCAGGCAGGCCUUCCUGAAAAUGUUGGAGCACAGAUCUGUUCAAGCUGGAAGGGCAGGCAGUAUCUGUGCUGAUACAUUUCAGCAAAGCUUUUUUGAGUUUACCUUCUGUCAGUACAAAGGAGAGGAAACGUGCCAGGUCCAUCAUUUUGAGUGUCCAGCAUGUUCUCCAGACAUGUUGGCUGUCUGCUCUGAUGGAAACCCAAAACAUUACCGCUUCAGCAAGUCAAAAGGGACUGAGGAGCCACCCAUAUAUGAGGACGGUACUGCCAAGUUCACCGCUGGCAGAGAGAUAUCCAAAAGACAUGGGUUUCUCUUACGAGGACUAAACCAUUACCGUGGAGAAAUAUUUGCUUACCCAAUGUUUCUUCUCAGAGAGAUGUCAAAGAAGGCAAAUGUUACCUUCUUCUGUGUAGAUGUUACAUGCAGGUACUGGCCCUACCUCAACAACGUAGCAGAGGGGUUACCAGAGCUUCUGCCAUUGACAGAAAUGAGGCCAUUCCUGAGCGUCAUGCAAGCCAAAGCCCAUACAGCAAAAUGCAGUGAGAUGGGGCGGCAGAAGCCAGGAUGGAGCAGGAAACACAGUGGGACAGGAAGUGGAGCAGAGAGAGUCUACACUCCAGGCAACACCUUCAGGUUGGAGAGAUCUAUCUUCGACCAGGUAAUGCUGCUGAAACGCUUGGAGGAGGAGCAGAGCAUCCUGGUAAAGGAGAUGUCUCAGCACAUCAAGUGGAGUCACUCAGAGGACAGACUUUGGAGCGCAUCAAAACCAGCAGUUUCGGUGACCUGACAGAGGACGCGACACAUGGACUCAACAGUGUCCUCAAUCGGAGGGGUCAGUCACUUAGAAGUCAACACAAACAGGCGGUUAAUGCAAACAGCAGUACAGCCACUAUGGAAUGUGAUUUUCUUUCCAUACAGGAGGACAUUGAGCAGUGGGAUGACAAUAGCUUCACCAGCCCCGAGUCUGAGGAAGAAGACACCUAAAGACCACUACCAAACAACACAGAGGAACUGAUUUGUACAGAAAAACUUGCCUUGCCUCUGUUUUAAUUAGCUGUACCAAAGUAUCAACAGGAAAGUUUUGCUAGAAUGUCAAGAUUCUGUAGGUGUUUUAUUUUAUUUAAAAAAAUAGAAGAGAUAAAUAAAUCAAUGUUUUUCUAACAGUUGAACUUGCUGGUUGCAGACCAAAACUGCUUAUUGCUGCUUUAAAUUAUUAAUUGUCGUCAUCGAAUUGUCGUGAAAAUCUAAUGAAGAUUCAAUGGUAAUUUAGAUUAUAUAGUAUAAUUCUAAUGUACUUUGGUAUUUCCAUAAUAUAUGUGGAUUUAUAUUUGUAUGCAAUAUGCAUAUACUACCCAUAUUAUUUUGUAGUUAUUAGUAGUGAAAGCAUACUGAAUACCGUCAAAUAGCACUGAAACCCUAAAUGUUUUUCUUUUAUGUUUUCCACAUGACAUCAUCUAAAUGUACAUACAUACAUACAGACAGACAAAUCCAAUCAUUUUUCACUUACAUCCUGUAAAACUGUAUAAAGAAAUGUCUUUGUUGUGAUGCUGAAACAAGCAGUGUGAAGUAAAAUCCUGCUUUUACAUCAACACAUGAGGAAUAAUAAUAUCAUGAUAAUAGAACGAUUUUCUUUCUGCUUUGAAUACUUUUACUAUCAAUACUUUACAUUUUCCUGAUUAUACUUUCAUAAUUUUACUUAAGUAACAUUAUCAAUGCGUUAUUUUACUUUUACUUGUAACAGAGUAUUUGUCCAGUAAAUUAUUAGUACUUUUACUUAAGUAAAUGAUCUGAAAACAUCAUCCACCACUGACAUCAUUUGAAAGUACUAUUUGGACACCUAAUUGCAUCUUUUAUACUAAUGCUGAUGCUCAUAAGUUCAUGACUCUGGCCAAAACACUCAAAUAGUCUGUUUGUUGCUUGGCUGCGGUAUAUACAUGUGUGCAGUAUUGUUAUAAUAUUAUAUUUCUAAAACAAUCUAUACAAGUUGAGGUCGCAGUCUCAAAGUUCUCAAUGAAACUAGCCAAGGCUGUGUCUGUGAAGUGUUAAAAUUGAAACUUUGUCGUAGGACUAAACCAAAUAUAUUGUUGGAAAGGGCUCGACCUGGAGAGGAACAUAUGUCAGUCUGAAGGUUGUAAAUGGCUCCUGCUUUGAAACAUUGACCUCUGAACCUUCACCUUGGUGCAUGUUGGAAAGCUUGUCAUUCAGGAACAGAAGGGGCCACAGACAUGAAACCAACUGUUAUAAAUAGCUCUUGACUUCAGCUAUAUGGCUGUACCCAUAUGGAUAGAGUCACCAAGAGGGGGUGCUGUCAAAAAUGGUUCAAACUUGACUUCACCUAUUUAACAGUAAGGUAUUUAUUAUGUGAUUCCCAACCCCUUAAACCCAUCAAUGUAUUCUUACUUCAUUACUUACAAAUUCCAAUUCCAGUAUCUUGAGUCAUAUUUUUUUAAACUACAAUUCCCUCUAGCCGCGCCUCUUGAUACUAAUUAGUAUCAUAUUUGUAGUUUUUCCGGUUUGCAAAGUAAGGCUGUGAAUAGGGUCGUAAAAAGAUGUAUGCACUGAAUAUAUUAAAUAUCUAGUACAGCCGAACUAGUACUUACACUGUAUUUAGGUGUUGUAUGGUAUGCAAAAGUAAAGUAUUUUGAUUUAUUUUAGAUAUUUUCAGAGCUUAAAAACAAAACAAAUCAGCAGUAAGUAGUUCUUCCGGUUUGCAAAAUAGGGUUUUCAUAGAAACACAUAACAGGAGAAUAUCUAAAUGUUUAACUGCAGACGAAGCAUAUAUUACACUGAAUUUAUGUGGUUUAUUUGAAAAAACAGGUGGUGAUUUAUUAAGGCGAUUUUAGCAAGUAGGCCUAUAUACACGCGUUUCGGGUUGUGUUCAAUCUCGGCCGGAGUUGCGUAACGUAGCUCCUAAUGAAGGCGCUACGUUAAGUGUAAUUAAGGAGCUUUAGGCAUUUGUAUAUUCUUUUAUUAGAAUUAGUUUGUUUGGCCGCCAUGAAAAUAAAAAAUAAAAUUUCUCCUGAGUGCUUAGUAAUGUUAGCAUUUGCAGUUAUCAGUACCUACGCAAUACUGCAUUUUGUUAGUAAGGAUUAAGGUGCUAUGUAAGUUAGGUGGUCAGUGAUAUGAACAGUGUAUGGUAUUGUUUGGUCAAUGAUAUAUGAAAAACACCCAUAGUAAAUUAAAACAUUUACAGUGCGUAGUCACGUUGUUUGUAAAAGGCUAAACUUACUAAUAUAAGGCUACAAAUUACUCCUAAACAUCCCCUAAAUAAAAACCAUCCAUAAAAAACUAGUUAUGUCACAGAUUGCCAAACUUCAUAAUAAAUCAAAUCUGAAAAUGUCACAUAGUACACUUCAUUUAUUUUGUUAGGUAUAGUUAAAUUGUCAUAGCUUAAACUAAAUUUUGUUAUGAAUAACAAAAAUGGAAAAUGAACAAAUGUAGUACCAAAAACAACACUGUAUUUAAGAUUAUCUAAGUGUGUGCGUGUGGUUGCAUGUAGUCCCAUUUGUAAAAUGCACAUUUUUAUUCCCAUCAAAUAUUUUACAUUGUCAACACACAAUCAGCUUCAAGAUGAGUAACUGCUACAUAAGGUUAGUCCAAAUAGUAUGCUAUGCAAAUUAGGAUAUGGCAUGAUUUCAUAGUUAAUCAUGGUACUGUAAUUUAGCACAAGAGGUAGAAAGAUUACUAAUACAAAUGAAGGCAUUUCGCAGCCUGUGAAUAAAAUGGGAAGUUGCUCAUUUAGUUUAAAUUUAUUUUAAUAAGAAAUCAUAAAUGAUUCUUCAAUAUUGAGCUAUGUCCCCUAAUAAAGCACUCCAACUUCAAAUUAAAGAAAUGUUAAGUCUGU
Messenger RNA from Micropterus salmoides (largemouth bass), 4214 nucleotides. RefSeq lists its product as uncharacterized. The record is from RefSeq and is a predicted model, not a curated record. The transcript is spliced from 11 exons. NCBI's taxonomy places the organism in Eukaryota, Metazoa, Chordata, Actinopteri, Centrarchiformes, Centrarchidae. Bases 345 to 1157 code for a protein of 270 amino acids.